AUGUGCAACGACAGGGAAGGUAACCUGUUGACAGAUAAGACAGCGGUAGCGGCCAGGUGGAAGGAGCACUUCCAACAGCUGUUGAACGGUGAGACGCGAGAGGGAAUCGUCGAGGACAGGAUGAACGUUGAGGAUGAUGGAACAGCUGUGGACCCGCCUACGUUGGAGGACGUGGAAAAAGCCGUAAAGGAGCUCAAGAACGCGAAAUCCGCGGGAAAGGACGGACUUCCGGCCGAACUUUUCAAGCACGGGAGCGCGCGGAUGAUCGAGAUUCUGCAUCAAAUCGUCCAGCGAAUUUGGUGCGAAGAACAGCUUCCGACCGACUGGUUAGACGGGCUCAUCACCCCAAUCUACAAGAAAGGGCAAAGACUCGAUUGUGGCAACUAUCGAGGCAUCACAAUCCUCAACUCAGCGUACAAAGUACUAUCCCGAAUCCUGUGGAGCAAGCUGAGACCGUUGACCGAGACCUUUGUCGGCGAAUACCAGUGCGGUUUUCGAGCGGGUCGGUCAACGACGGACCAGAUGUUCACUCUGCGACAAAUCCUCGACAAGUUCCGGGAGUACAACCUGCAAACACACCAUUUGUUCAUCGACUUCAAGGCGGCGUACGAUUCAGUCAAAAGAAACGAACUUUGGAAAAUUAUGCUAGAACACGGCUUUCCGGCGAAGCUAAUUAGACUGAUUCGUGCAACGCUCGACGGAGCAAAAUCAAGCGUGCGAAUAGCUAACGAGACAUCUGAAGCAUUCGUUACGUUGGAUGGAUUGAAGCAGGGCGAUGCUCUCUCUAACUUACUGUUCAUCAUAGCAUUGGAGGGUGCUGCUCGAAGGGCAGGCGUGCAAAGAAACGGAACACUCAUCACUAAAUCGCACAUGCUGCUUGGAUACGCUGACGACAUCGACAUCAUUGGUAUUGAUCGUCGUUCAGUGGAGGAGGCGUUCGUCCCUUUCAAGCGGGAAGCUGCGAAGAUCGGACUGACCAUCAACACUGCCAAGACCAAGUAUCUGGUUGCUGGCAGAGCGCGUGGCAGUGCAGGUGAUGGUGUUUCGGAGGUGGAAAUAGAUGGAGAAAGAUAUGAGGUGGUGGAUGAGUUUGUAUAUCUUGGUACACUUGUGACGUGCGACAACGAUGUGAGCUGCGAAGUGAAACGGCGGAUUAGUGCUGCAAACAGGGCCUUCUACGGUCUUCGUAGCCAGCUAAGGUCCCGCAGCCUAAGGACGCCUACGAAAAUCACGCUGUACAGGACCUUGAUACUCCCUGUAGCUCUUUACGGUCACGAGUCGUGGACGCUAAAGGAGGCUGACCAGAGAGCACUUGGGGUCUUCGAGCGGAGAAUCCUGCGUUCUAUCUUCGGCGGCAAGCAAGUAGGAGACCGGUGGCGCAGGCGCAUGAACUUCGAGCUGUAUCAAGACUACAAACAUGCUGAUAUCGUAAAAGUCAUCAAGCACGACAGGCUAAAGUGGGCUGUACAUGUAGCCAGAAUGUCGGACGAGCGGGCGGCUAAAACGAUAUUCAGCAGCGAACCUGGACGGGGUCGUCGGCUUCGUGGAAGGCCUCGUACGCGUUGGCUGUGUGCAGUCGACGAAGAUGCAAGAGCGGCCAACAUUGUGGGCGACUGGAGACGAGCGGCCCAAGAUCGAGCAUCCUGGAAAUCUUCGAUUAGUUCAGCGUUGGGUCGAUAG
Messenger RNA from Culex pipiens pallens (northern house mosquito), 1680 nucleotides. RefSeq lists its product as uncharacterized. The coding region runs from base 1 to 1680 and encodes 559 amino acids. The record is from RefSeq and is a predicted model, not a curated record. Lineage: Eukaryota; Metazoa; Arthropoda; Insecta; Diptera; Culicidae. The transcript has a single exon.